AUGAGGGGACAGAUGCAAGCAGCAGCAGCAGCUAUUGCUGCUGCCAUUUGCUGCCUCGCAGGGCCCGACCAAGCGGCGCUCGCGGCGCAGCCGCCGCCUCAGGCUCCCCCCCCCCCUGAGUACAUGCCCACGGACCCAGCAGCAAUACCCAGGGGCCCUCCGCCGCCGCCGCAGCAGCAGCAGCAGCAGUACACGCCGCCCAGCCCGCCCCCGCAGCAGCAGCAGCAGCAGCAGCAGCAGCAGCAGGGCUACCAGCAGCCCCCCGCUGGCGGCUACGCCGCUCCGCCGCCGCCUGCUGCUCAGUACGCAUAUGCGCAGGACGCGCGGCAGCAGCAGCAGCAGCAGCCGCCGCAGCAGCAGCAGCAGCAGCCGCCGCCGCCGCAGCAAGCCUACUACGCGGGAGACCAGCGGUACGUGCAGCAGCAGCAGCAGCAGCCGCCGCCCAGCUACCAGCAGCAGCAGCAACCCCCAGCUUAUCAGCAGCAGCAGCAAAACUACGCCCCGCCCCCCACUUACCAGCAGCAGCCGCCAGCCUACCAGGCCCCGCCGCCGCCGCAGUACGGGCAGCCAGUGCAUCCUGCUGCUCAGCAGCAGCAGCAGCCGCCGCCGCCGCAGCAGCAGCAGCAGUACUACCAGCCCCCCCCGCCCCCCCAGUACCAGCCGCCGCCCCCGCAGCAGCAGGGGGCGCGGGCUGCAGCGCCGCCUCCGCAGCAGCAGCAGCAGCAGCAGCAGCAGGCGAAGCGGCAGCAGCCCAGCCAGGAGCGGCAGCAGCCGACGCGCGUGGAGCAGCAGCAGCCGGGCAGCGGCAACAAGAAGGAAAAGAAGCAAAAGGAAAAGAGACAAAAGCAAAAACAAACUGAUGCUGCUGCUGCUGCUGCUGCUGCAUACGCAGACCCUGUGGUGCAGCCCGUGGACGAAAUGGCCCCAGAGUAUCAGCCAAGGCGAGUCGAGGAGGGAGCCAUGGCUGAAGGAGCUGACAGCCAAACAGCCAGCCUGAUGGAGGAGUGGGAGAAGCACAUGCAAAAUUUCAUUCCAGAGAUGCUCGUGACCUUCUCCUUGAGCGCGCGCUCUGAUGAGUACUUCUACGAAGCCGUCGAGUCCGCCGGAGUUUUUUUGAGGGGCGGAUUUUUCGUCGGCGGAGACGAAGGCGACAGCGCCGUGGACUUCUCCAUCACAGACCCAGACGGGGACUUGAUAUACAAGAAGAGCCGCUCGGAAGGUUUGUUUUACUUCACGGCGAAAAAGAAAGGAACUUAUUCUUUCAUCUUGUCCAACCACAGGUGGAUGGAGUCGAAGACUGUCACUUUUGCAAUUGGCCGCGGCGCCGAAACGGCUCUGCUGCCGAAGCACUUGAACAACGCGGAGGAAAUGGUGGCGCAGCUCGAGCGCCAGUUGAAGGACAUUCAGGCGGAGUCUUCUUACCUGUGGAUUCGGCAGCGGUCUUUGAACGAAACUGCGCAGAGCUUCCUGCAGCGGCUGUCUUGGUUGAAUUGUGUUGAGUUUUUAAUGCUGGUGGCAACAGCAGCAUUUCACGCCCGCUACAUCGUCGGGCUCGUCUCAGACAAACGCAUCUUAUAA
Molecule: messenger RNA, 1578 nt
Organism: Eimeria tenella
Lineage: Eukaryota; Apicomplexa; Conoidasida; Eucoccidiorida; Eimeriidae
Exons: 8
Coding region: 1-1578 (525 amino acids)
Biological process (GO): Golgi organization; endoplasmic reticulum to Golgi vesicle-mediated transport; intracellular protein transport
Cellular component (GO): endoplasmic reticulum; Golgi apparatus; COPII-coated ER to Golgi transport vesicle
Source: RefSeq, a predicted model, not a curated record